Messenger RNA from Heterobilharzia americana, 1447 nucleotides. The record is from the annotation of a GenBank genome assembly. Lineage: Eukaryota; Metazoa; Platyhelminthes; Trematoda; Strigeidida; Schistosomatidae.
AUGUUUCCAUGUGCAUCAGAUUCUAAAGAUAGAUCACAUAUAGGAAAUGAUUUAUCUGAUAAUGAAACUUGGCUAAGAAGUUCAACCUAUUCUGAACAGAAACCAUCGAGUUAUCAUAUUCAUGAUAGAGUGAAUAAUAAUGGAAAAGAACUUGAAAAAACUAUCAAUAAACGGUUACAUUCUCAUAAAAGAUAUGAUCUCAUGAAAAAGAAACCGAAAAUUACACCAAAUGCUGUAUUUCUAGAAGAUAUUCCCGGCCUAGAUAUCAAUUUUGCCUACAGAAUUGAUAGGUCAUGUAAUAAAGAGAUUUAUAGACAUGGAUGUAUUUAUGAAAAGCAUAUACCACAAUUUAAAAUGAAGAACAAAACAAAAAUAUUGGGAUUUAAAGAUUUGUACCUGUGUGAUCUUUUGGGCACUGAAAGAAAGCGUAAAUCUGGAGUUACCAAGAAAUUCCGAUACUUUAGUAAAUCAAGUAGAGCAGUAAUUCAAGCUCCUACUGUUUCUAUUGAAUCGUACGAAGCAACUCAUGAUAUGCUAUCCGAUUUAAUUCCUUUACCAGAUCGAAUUACUGUUGCAUGUAAGCCAACAGUUGAAGUGAAAAACAAUGUAAUAUUGAGUCUUUGUGAAGAACUUAAUCGUCGUGUUUAUGAUCGACCGAAUGAUUUAAUUUCAUGGUUAAAUCUAAUCGAUAUGCAGGACAAAGGAGCUUCCUUCCUUCAUAUAACAGGGAAUAAUGUUGACCAGAAACAGAUAUGUAAUGAUUUCAAGCUUUCAAAGAGUGAUUGGUUAGUUAUACUUCGUAAACAGCUUUCAAUAGCUGAUCGAGCACUUACAGCCAACCCUGGUAAUUUAACUCUGAAAUUACUUAUCAUUAAACUGAAUGACUUGGUGGCUGAGCUUGAAGUUCAUGGAGCAUUGGAGUCCACAUCAGGUAAAGACGUCUAUCAAGCAGAUCAAAUUAAUCGAGAUUGGGCACAAUUUGUAUUCACUUAUCCUCAAGUUGUCUCAAUUUGGCGAGGUUACACAGCUCAUCUCAUGGGUCGGCAUUCAUCACUAACCACUGUAAAUCAAGGUGUUGGGAAUGGAAUAUUUUCUCGUAUCGAUGGUGUAUAUAAAAGAGGACUGUCAACACUCUCUGGUAUAAUAUCUGGUAGAAUUUUAUCGCAUCGAGCACAACCAGAUACUGUUGAGCGAACAAUCGAUUUCCUAGCUGAUUACUGUCACUGGUUAGCCCAAGCAGGUCAUGCAGAACGAGCUUUAGCAGUUUGGCAAGCUGUUAUUGAAUUCAAUUGUUUUCGACCUAUAGAACUUGAAAAAUCUUCAUUUGAUCAACGUAUUCUGGAAAUGGAGUUAUAUUGGUCAAGUGGUGUAGCUAGAUUUGGUCAACCUGGUUCUCAACAUUGGAAUGGUUGGUAUAAAACUCGAAAUAGACGACAAGAAAAAUUGA